AUGUCUUUUGAUAUGAUUUGCGCUCAAACACAACGCGUCCAAUUCACUGAAGACACUUUUGGCACAGUUGGACACGAUUCAGAUAUAGGCAUCAGAUAUACCAAUCAAAGCCUAAUUGACGUACAUUUAGGAUUUUUGCAGGUGAGACAUCGUUAUGCGAUAACAUUCAGCUUCGAGUGUCCGGAAUCUAUUGAAGGCUCGCUUGUGGUUCGCAAUCAAGAAUCGUCGGCAAUCAACCCAAACACACAUGUAAUUGAUUUGAGGGCUUUAGAUGUCGACAAUUUGCCGACAAACACAUCGAAUACAACUAAUUCU
This is a messenger RNA of Medioppia subpectinata, 315 nucleotides long. The record is from the annotation of a GenBank genome assembly. NCBI's taxonomy places the organism in Eukaryota, Metazoa, Arthropoda, Arachnida, Sarcoptiformes, Oppiidae.